Molecule: messenger RNA, 2226 nt
Organism: Cydia splendana
Lineage: Eukaryota; Metazoa; Arthropoda; Insecta; Lepidoptera; Tortricidae
Gene: Nrk
Product: tyrosine-protein kinase transmembrane receptor Ror2
Exons: 1
Coding region: 193-2115 (640 amino acids)
Biological process (GO): positive regulation of phosphatidylinositol 3-kinase/protein kinase B signal transduction; cell surface receptor protein tyrosine kinase signaling pathway; positive regulation of kinase activity
Cellular component (GO): plasma membrane; signaling receptor complex
Molecular function (GO): transmembrane receptor protein tyrosine kinase activity; Wnt-protein binding; ATP binding
Source: RefSeq, a predicted model, not a curated record
GUCGCUUCGGUUGCUUUGCUUUGUGGCUUGGACUUCCAUAAUGAAGAACGAAACAACUAAAAUCAAUAAUAAUGCGUCCGCCAUUGUAUAGUCAGUGUCAUAUUUUUUCAGUAUUAUACUAUAAAAGGUAUUGAAUAAAAUGCAACGAUCAGGCAUUAGAUACAUCGAAUUACUUUCUGUCCAAUAGUCACAAUGGAUACGUCUUAUAAAGUGAUAACCGUGCUCCUUUAUAUCAUAAACUCCGUGCAUCCGUACUGUGGCCCAUACAAUGGCCAAAUAUGCAAAACAUAUACAACCGGUUACGUGUGGUAUAACCAUACGGGUGGUCUGGAGAACGAAAAGAUUACGACGGGGCUGUGGAGAGAAAUGAUAUCUACUCUCAGAGAGCCGUGCCGCAGCCGCGCCGAGAAGCUCCUCUGUGCGUACGCGUUCCCCAAGUGCAUCAACAAGGAUGGGGUCGGCGACUUCGCGUUGCCUCUGUGUUUCGAAGACUGCAUCGCCGUUAAAAUGCAGUUUUGUUACAACGACUGGAUCGUUUUCGAAGAGCAAAAACGCCGAGGCGUUUACUUUGAGUCUAGAGGCCAUUUCCGAUUUCCCGAAUGCGAGAAACUUCCUCGGUUUUCAGGGAAAGGUUCACACGUGACAUGUAAUUAUGUGGGCAUCACUAACAUGGACUACAGUGAAGUGACCACGAACUGCGUGCGGGGCAACGGCCGGUACUACCAGGGUACGGUGAACGUCACCGAGAGCGGCAAGGCUUGCCAGGCCUGGGAGUCUCAGUACCCCCACCAGCACACAAGACCUCCGCUUGUGUUCCCAGAAGUGCAGAACUCGAGCAACUACUGCAGAAAUGCUGGAGGUGAGGAACAUGGGCCAUGGUGCUACACCAUGGAUCCUGAGGUUCGGUGGGAGCUCUGCGACAUACCACUUUGUGCCAACUCCACCUUAGAAGAUGACAAUAUUAUAGGACCAAGUAUAGAGAUGGAAAACUAUUUUACGCCUACAUUUGUGUUACUGCUAUCAGUUGGUGGCCUGGGGUGCGUUUUAGGCAUUGCAUCCAUUGCUCUCUUGUGCCAUUACUUUUUUAAAAAUCAUUACUCUAAGUGCAACAUGCCUAGCCGCAGAAAUGUCCCAAACAUGGAUAUUGAUCUUGACAAACUCCCGAGCAAUAUGGCUUAUCAUACCACCGGGGCUCAGCUGAACCCUAAACUGGAGAAACUGGAGUUCCCAAGAAAUAAUAUUAUCUAUAUCCGUGAUUUAGGCCAAGGUGCUUUUGGGAGAGUGUUUCAAGCAAAGGCUCCCGGGCUGGUCCCGGAAGAAGAGUUUACUCUGGUUGCCGUCAAAAUGCUCAAGGAUGAGGCCUCUCAUGACUUGCAAUUAGAUUUUGAGAGAGAGGCUUGUCUUCUGGCUGACUUUGACCACCCCAACAUUGUGAAGUUGUUAGGUGUCUGUGCUAUAGGUCGGCCCAUGUGCUUGCUCUUUGAGUAUAUGGGAAAAGGUGACUUAAAUGAAUACCUAAGGGCCUGCAGCACUGCCACUAACUACCCACCAAUGUCAGAACACAGGGAAGACCUAAGGUUACUAGCGACACCUCUGGGCCAUUUAGACUUAUUGCACAUUGCAAGGCAGAUCGCCUCGGGGAUGGUCUAUUUAUCUGAUCGGAAGUUUGUUCAUCGAGACCUUGCCACCAGGAACUGUCUAAUCAAUGAUGACAUGGUAGUGAAGAUUGCAGACUUCGGUCUUUCACAUAAAAUUUAUUUACAAGAUUAUUAUAAGGGAGACGAGCAUGACGCUAUCCCAGUGAGAUGGAUGCCUUUAGAAAGCAUAUUGUACAAUAAGUAUACAUUAGAGUCUGAUGUGUGGGCCUAUGGGGUAUGCCUGUGGGAGAUAUUCUCUUUUGCCCUGCAGCCUUACUUCGGAAUGACCCAUGAGGAAGUGGUCAGGUUUCUGAAGGACGGGAAUGUCCUGGCCUGUCCGGACAACACGCCCCGCUGCGUGUACGACCUCAUGCGCCAGUGCUGGAGCACGCACCCCACUGACCGACCCAACUUCAGACUGAUUUAUCAGAUGUUAGACAACAUACAAAUGAUUCUUGAACGAACUCAUUCUGACUAAUUUACAGUGUUCUGUGUAUCAAUUAAUUAUUAAGGACUGAGUUUGUAUUUCAUUAUUUACUGUGUAAAGGACUCUUGCCGAUAGAUGUAAAUAAAUAGGUAUCUACUUGUA